Molecule: messenger RNA, 1178 nt
Organism: Podarcis muralis (Common wall lizard)
Lineage: Eukaryota; Metazoa; Chordata; Lepidosauria; Squamata; Lacertidae
Source: RefSeq, a predicted model, not a curated record
AUGUCUGCCCCCCAAAUCCUGCUUGACGGCAUCAUCAAGGUCUUUGAGGACAUCAGGGGCUCUGAGUCGCUGGAAUUGGGUCCAGUUACUUACUUCCUUUUCCCUUUUCCCUUUCUAUUUGCUUUCGAAGACCUUGAGAAAUCGACCAUCAUUGAGAACGGCGAAAUCCGUAUCAACGGCAAAGGCAAGAAGAUCCGCAAGCCACGCACGAUCUACUCGAGUCUCCAGCUCCAGGCCCUCAACCAGCGCUUCCAGCAAACCCAGUACCUGGCGUUACCCGAGCGAGCAGAACUAGCAGCGCAGCUGGGCUUGACCCAAACCCAGGUGAAGAUCUGGUUCCAGAACAAGCGUUCCAAGUUCAAAAAGAUUAUGAAGCAGGGCUCCAGCAUUCAAGAUGACCACCUCCACAGUUCCUCAUCCUUGUCCCCUUGCUCCCCCAACAUCCCCCCACUCUGGGACAUCCCCAUGGCCUGCAAAGGCCCUCCCCUGCCUCCCAGCAGCUACAUCAACAGUUUUGGACCUUGGUACCACCAACCGCAGCACCAAGACGCCAUGGGGAGGCCUCCAGUGAUGUGACAAAAGGGGCACUGGCAGCAUCAGCCCAUCCUCAAUGUGUCUCUUCCUCCAAAGUGCUGAUCAGGGUCCCUGGAACAGGCGAAAGGAGGGCGUGGAGUUUGGAGGGAGAAGUUGGCUUCUUUGAAGGAAUCACCAGCACUUUUCUCUUGGUGAGAACAUCCCUGGCAGGAGAUGGACUUCGAACGGACAUGUCCAGGGACCAGAUCUUAACAACGAUGGCAGGUUGUGUGAGGCAAAGUUAGGGAAAGAACCCCCCAGCUCCGAAACACGAAUGGAAGGUCAGGGUCCCAUUUUAAUCGGCGUCUCUUCAUCAGGGAUUUUACAAGAGAGGUGCUUUGUGUGUUUUUCGUUCCAAAGAUAGGCUCUUGGGUGACAUGGACCUUACGUCAGAUCUAGUUGCGUUAGUAAGAGGUCAGGUUUUGCCAUUCUUCCCCCCUCUCAUCCAGCAAGGCUUCUGUGACUUAAGCAGUAUUGAUGGAAGACAGGAAAUAAACAGGUGGUGGUGUUGCUGGUUUGGAGAUUCAGUGACGGGAGGACUUUAUCUGUUGUAUUUCUGCCUUGUUCUGCAGAGGAUCAAGGUACAGAAGCAUUGCCAUCUUUAC